Molecule: messenger RNA, 3916 nt
Organism: Porites lobata
Lineage: Eukaryota; Metazoa; Cnidaria; Anthozoa; Scleractinia; Poritidae
Source: the annotation of a GenBank genome assembly
AUGUCCAGUGACAGAAAGUGGCUACGCAUAAACCGCGACUUGCUAGUCUACAAAGCAUUUUAUUUCUUCUUUCUUAGUGGAUUUGGAAGUAUAUUUCCAUAUCUUCCGGUGUAUUUUCGACAGAUAGGUCUGCCCGCCAGUCAAGUUGGACUGCUGCUUGGCUUGCGCCCAAUUGUCCAGUUCGCCAGUGCACCAUUUUGGGCCAUCAUGGCAGACAGAUACAGGAAGCGAAAAUCUGUGUUGGUCAUGUCAGUUAUAUCCUGGCUCAUUAUGACAAUGACUUUAGCGUUCGUAGAGCCUACCAACGAAAUCUGUGAGAUUCGCCAAGGAAAUGACACUCAUCAACAUGUUGUGAAUUACACAAAAGUAAAAACAGGAUUUUUUAGACGUUCGCUGUGGCUACCCCUAACUGAACCUGAUACGCAAAUAGGAGAUGGGACGCAACAACAAGCCGAUUUAGACAUUGUGCCGAUACAUACUGAUCACAGAGAAAGAAAGUUAAAAAAUAUUUCACGUUCAAACGUAAGAGUGCUAGAGACUUCAAAUGUUGCGCAGUUUCACGAGGGUGAUCAUCGAUCUCUGAUCCUCUCCGAAGGAAAAAGGUCCUUUCAUGCGAGAAAUAGCAGUAACUUAUCUGCGCCGGUAACUAUAGCCGAGCAGCAAAAAGACAUGAGCGAUAUUUCAACUGUUACAACACUUAGUUCAAGUGGUAUAUUAACCAGGAAUCGUAACUCUAAAAACAAUAAACAACCGGAGCGUUUUUACAAGAAGGAUGGUCCAAAGUUACAAAACCUGACGAAAGAAACACAAUUAGCCACCGGUAAAGACGUUGUACUAUCCGCUGGGGAGCAAAUUAAAUCAAAACACUUUUCACGCUUUUAUAAAACCAGCAAUUUGACAGGUGAAAGCAAUAGACAUAGAAAUUUCUCGGAGCGUCGUCUUCAGAUUGAAAACACUUAUCAGAAGCUUCAAGGCAAAAAUGAUUCCACAAAGUCUGGGCUUAAGAGAAGCGAAAGACUUCGCGAAAACGCGACAAGAAACUUCACUCUCAACGUUCUGUCACCUGCACGCGCUCAUGAAAAGAAAGACAAUUCUUCUACUGACAAAAGACGGGAAAAUAAAGGUUCCCCACCCGUUGUAAUAGAGUUUUCGAGAAUUAUAAUUCCGCACAGUUCACAAAGUAAGGAUAAAACAACCGAGAACUCAUUCAACGCGAAAAAUGAAGACGGCUCCGGAAAUUUUGAACGAAGGCCACUUCUUGAAGAAACUGUGGUUCGGAAAACAGUUUUGCACUCAAAUGAACCGUCAACGACAGAGAGAGUAAAUGCGAAUAUUUCAGAUAUUUUGACACAGAUAAGUAAGCGACCAACAGAGAACAUUGAUCAAGGUAAUUUGUUACAGUUGGAGGAAAAAUUAUCAAAGAUGAUAGCAUUUGAUCAUCUAAAGACUAUCAAUGAAAGUAAUUCAUUACGGACAGGUAUAGGAGAGGGUCAGAAGAUAUCCAUUAAUGAUACGGCUGAUAAGACUUCAAGUUUACCCAGUAUUUCAUUAAACCGCUCACCACUUAAUCAAAUACAUGUUCAUAACAAAACUUUCUACACACAAAGCGAUACACUUCUUAAAAAUGAAUUGCACAAAUCCGAGACAAAAUUUAUAAGCCAUCAGGAGUCUUUCCCAGCUAUGGACAAAACAGACAAUGUAAGAGGCCAGUCGGAGGUCAAAACUUCAAAAGGUAACUUGGAGAGCGAUGAUUAUGGCUUAAUUAGCGGCUCUGCAAAUUCUGUCUUGGAUUCCUCCACAUGGUACACCUCAACUGAAGGAGAAGGCUCCUUUUACAACCCCCAAAAAGAGGAAAUCAAAAUAAAUGCAGCUUCUCAUCACAAUACUGAGAAAGUAUCCAAUGAUCUACAAAACAGUGCCUCUGAAAAAUACAGAGAAGCGAGCAGAAUUCAGUCAUUACACAAUGAGAGUUUACUUAUAACGGAUGGAUAUAUGUCAGGGGAAUCCCAAACCGCUAUAACUUCAGAUGCCGAGGAAACGAGAGAAACAAAUUUCAUGCAGGAAACCGGCUUAGUCACUAAGCUUUUGAAAAAAUCCGACAAAAAGUUACAAAUAUGGAUGACAAAUUUGCUAAAAACGAAUUCCCUUGAGCUGAAGAGAAUUUUUACAAUUCUUCUCGUGUUAGUUGUUGUGGGCGAGUUUUUAGAAGCUCCUUCCGCUACACUAGCAGACGCAUCCCUUUUAGAGCAUCUGGGUGAAGAACGACGAAACUAUGGAAAACAACGAUUAUGGGGUUCGCUCGGAUUCGGGUUAUCGUCGUUUCUUGUCGGAGUUCUAUUAGAGAGGUCUCGGCAUAUUGUUUGUGGCGAUCCAUACACGGACUACAUGAUAUGUUUCUGCGUAUUUGCGUUACUAAUGCUAACGACUUUGUUCAUAUCAACGACAUUUAAGUUCAAAUACAAAGAAACUGACACGAAACAAGCAAAUGUGCUUUGGGCCCUUUGUAACAUUCAUUACGGCUCAUGCCUAGCAGCUGCCUGCUUCAUGGGAGUUGGUCACGGAAUGUCUCAUAGUUUUCUCAACUGGUUUCUCGAAGAUCUAGGAGCCACAAAAACAUUGAUGGGUGUCGCUGUAAUUUGCCGAAGUUCUUUGGACUUGUUGACAUUUUUCGUGGCGGGAAGCCUGAUAAAGGCCGUUGGACAGAUAAAAAUUAUGAUCUGCGCGCUGAUCUCGUACGGAAUUGCCUUCACACUGUAUUCGUUACUCACUAACCCCUGGUGGGUUUUGCCAAUUGAAAUGUUAGUAGGGUGUACGUAUGCAGCCUCAUGGUCAGCUUGUACUUCAUAUAUGGCAGGUGCGGCGUCCUCAGAAUCAGUCACAACUAUUCAAGGUUGGUCCCUAUGCGAUUCCCUAUAUCUCUCUAGAUAGGCAUUUUCUCGUUAACUCCUUGAUCUUUCAGGAAUUGAAUGGAUUUUGUUCAACAUUUUGUUGGUUUUCUUCUUUUUCUUUACUACCCUGACCAGUGACCGUUUCGCACUUGAGACUUAGGACUCCAGAAUUGAAGAGAAUGAAAGGCUUGCUAACUUUUUUCUAUCAUUUGAAUAUUCUAUAAUGUGAACAGUUUAGAAAAGUUUAUAGCACAGAGUGGAAAAAUAUGUUUCUACCGGGAAUACUAAUGGCUCUUAUAAAAAAAAAAUCUGAAGGUCUAUUAUUUGUUUUAUAAACCGUGGAAAGUGAUCUUUAUUAAUCGUAGAAGUGAGCUUAGCUUUUUCAGCUAUUUUAAAGGAAAAAAUCCACUCAAAUAGUAAGAAAAAAUACCCGAAAAAGAAAAAACUGGCUGCAGGCAACCAGUUUGGUAUUAACAAACUUGGCUAGGAUUUGAACUCAGCUUUUUUCCCCUCUCGCCAAACAAACCACCAGCUACGCAGGCCUGGACGGCCGCGGAACAAAUCAAGGUAGUGGGGUGGGAAUCCAACUCGGGACUGCCGUAUUGCGAGUAUGACGCACUGAUCACCCGGCAACACUACCUGUUGUGUGGCCUAAAGCAAACUUUGUUUAGAUAAUUGUUCCAAAGGGUACAAUUUUUUUUAUUUUCAUAGGUAUUCUCCAAGGUGUUUACUGGGGACUGGGAACAGGCUCAGGUACUAUAGCAGGAGGGUUUCUUAUCCAUCAUAUUGGAGCAGUGGCUACAUUUCGCUGCGUCGCUUGCUGCGCCUUCGUGGCCUGCGUUUUGUUCUGUUUUGCGCAGAUGAGAUGGACGCAGGAGACAGCAGCGACUCGUCAACUAGACUUUGAGUACACGUAUCUACCCACAGUGGAGUCAAAAGAUACUGAAGAACUUUUACGAGGGUACAGAGUAUCCAAGGGUUCGAAGAAAAAGCAUAGUACGACGAUUCGGAGAUACGAAUAUCGGUAG